Messenger RNA from Wyeomyia smithii (pitcher-plant mosquito), 1347 nucleotides. RefSeq lists its product as uncharacterized. Lineage: Eukaryota; Metazoa; Arthropoda; Insecta; Diptera; Culicidae. The record is from RefSeq and is a predicted model, not a curated record. The transcript has a single exon. The coding region runs from base 61 to 1320 and encodes 419 amino acids.
AGUCGCUAGUAGAGCCUUCACAGCAGUGUGUAAAGUAACCAACUUAAGUCAGAUUGCGAAAUGGCAUUGCUAUCAAAUCAACUGCCCAAAUUUGCCCUCGAAAGGAUUGCUCAGAUUGCCAGCGAGCGCGGAUUUUUACCCGAUGCGUACCAGAUCGAUUGCUCGAGUGGUUCCAAAGUUGGCGAUGGAUACAUAGCGCAAAUUGUUCGCGUUACGAUUGAAGGCGAUCGGCUAGAGGACGGAGUGGUGAGACAUCAUGAACGGUUUUCGUUGAUUUGCAAGUUUCCCUUCGAGGAUCGCCAGCAGCGGGAACAGUUUAACUCGAUGCUGCUGUUCGAACGGGAAGUGUACGUUUAUCGGGAAGUAUUUCCAGAGUUAGAGAGACUUCAGCUGGAGCAUGGAUUGAAGCGGGGUGAUGAUCUGGGGUUCUGGAACUAUCCGCACUGCUAUUGGGGUAUGUUUGAUAAAGAACAACAGGAGUCGAUACUAAUUUUUGAGGAUUUGAUUGUACGUGGUUUUGAGAUGAAGGAUAAAAAUGAGCCAACGGAUUUCGAGCAUGUUGAAGCGCUGAUGGUUGCACUUGGGAAACUAAACGCAUGUUCUUUCGCGUUGAAAGAGCAACGUCCAGACAUAUUUGAUAAAAUUAAAAAACUGGACGAUCUUUUGUGUACGGUGAUGACCACCGAGCAGACAAGCAAAUUGGCGACCCGAAACUGCGAUUUGGCCGCUUCCAUUUGUACUGGUAAUAACACUGACACGCAAUGGAGGAAUAAAUUUCUGUCGCUAAAAAAUUCACUAUGGGAUAAAACUCGCUCUCAUAUCGCAGGCCAGAGGGCAGAACCUUUCGCUGCUUUGAGUCACGGCGAUUGUUGGGUAAACAACGUCAUGUACGGAUACGACGAGAUGACCGGAAAAGUGAAUGAAAUUGUAAUGCUAGAUUGGCAGAUGGCACGUUAUAGUUCUCCAGCGCUGGAUUUUCUUAACUUCAUAUAUCUGUGCGGACAAGUCAGUUUAAGAAGAGAAAAGUUCAAUGAUCUAAUAAAUACAUUUUACGAAGCAUUUUCGAAAACCUCGAAAAAAUUAGGCGGCCAACCAGAACGAUCGUUGCCUUUAGAAAGACUUCUUCAUCAAAUUCAACAGUUUGGCAUGCAGGUUCUAGCAUUAGGAACUUUUGCAAUGCCAAUCGUUGCCAAACUACCGGAUGAAUUCUUCGUCGAUGAAAAUCGCCAUAAACCGGAGUACACUCCACAACUAAAAGUUUAUACAAACAUGAUGAAAGAUUUAAUUUUAGACUGCAGCAAAUUUGACGAUUUUGAAUAAACCAUUCCAUUAUUAGGCUGAUACAAA